GCGCAAACACGAGAGAACAAACUUCACUUCCAAACCCGCUGUGUGCCUUCAGCUCCUGUCUGAACCUCUGCCACCAUGGACAAACACAUCUGCACGUUAUUACUGCUUUUGUCCUUGCUGUCCGUGUGUGUGUACAGCGAGGGAUUUGCACUGGCGCCCAUUGAACUCGCUCCCAUCCCCUGUAACGACAAAGCUGUGGAGAAGCUGUCUCGUCUGGCUGUCACUUACAUCAAUGAGGAUCGCACUUUGGGUUAUAAGUUUGCCCUCAACCGCGUUGCAAAUGUCCACCUGCACGCUCAGGGCCCAGCGGGCAAUGUGUAUUACCUGGACCUGGAUGUCCUGGAGACCAAGUGUUACAUAGGCAGCCCAAAACCAUGGAAACGCUGUGACAUCAGACCGUUCAUGGAAACCCAAAUCUCUGGAAACUGUAACACCACCGUCCUGCACACACCGGAGGGAUACUCCUACCUGUACAGCUACGACUGCACUCUUACUCCAGAUCCUCCAGAGAAGCUCUACCAGACCUGUCCAACCUGCCCCCUCCUGCUGCCUCUGGACAGCCAACAGGCCGUGGACGCUGCUCGCGUCACCCUGGCGUCCUAUAAGCGUCAGUCCACGCUCGGUGCAGACCUCGGAGUGAAGGAGAUCAUGAGAGCUUCAGCGCAGGCUGUGCCUGUGAAAGCCAGCUUUGUGGAGUACACAGUCCAAGAGUGUCCGGAGGGAGUGACAGAAAGAGGCACCUGCGAGCGGCGAAUGCGUGACUCUGACACAGAGACUGCAGGUUUCUGCACAGGAUCCGUGCACGGAGACUUGAAUGUGCAUCCUGAUGUUCAGGUGUCAUGUGAGAUGUUCAAGAUACAGAGCGUGGACGUCCUCAGACCGGUGCAGCCUCAGGGUCACGACCUCCCCCCGGACCCCGUGAUCCCAACCUUCCCGUCUCUGUUUGACGACGCAGGAAAUGAUCCGCAGCCUGUUCCCUCUGACCCCACGCUGCCACCUGCUGUUGAACCGGCGCCGUUUGACCCCACGCCCGUUCACCCUGAGCCCUUUGACCCCGCUGUUGUGGUUAACCCCACCAACCCUCUCAGCUCAUCUUCCAGUGAGUCUGCUGAAGAUCGAGUAAACCAGCAACAGCAACCACCGGCCGCGCAACCUUUCAGUUCAUCCUCUGAAGAGAUAGGAGGCCCCGUGGCGAUGCGACCACCCUUCAACUUCCGCUACCAGAGGCCUGAGCGCAAGAAACGGCAGGCCUUGAUGGAGCCGCUGCCCUCUCACAACCCAGUCUUCCUGGAUGAUUUCCCGAGUGGGCCCUCUCCUUUCCGCUCCUGUCCCGGUCCUUCUCGAUACACCACAGUUUAACCAGUGCUGCUCAUGUUUGAUUAAUCCAGUGAGGGGUUGGACCAAUAAACUGCUCCGCUCCGAGUCACAAGAGGCUUGUAAUAAUUUGUGCUAAAGAGAUGAAAGCUCUGAAAUAACCCCACUGCUUCUACUGCUGCCAAAGAUUAAGCCAAAUAUUUGAAGCCGUUUCCAAAUAUAUAUGUGAACAAUUUGAAUAAAUUUUGUUUUGAACCUCCUGUCA
Molecule: messenger RNA, 1579 nt
Organism: Larimichthys crocea (large yellow croaker)
Lineage: Eukaryota; Metazoa; Chordata; Actinopteri; Sciaenidae
Product: alpha-2-HS-glycoprotein
Exons: 7
Coding region: 76-1359 (427 amino acids)
Biological process (GO): negative regulation of endopeptidase activity
Cellular component (GO): extracellular region
Molecular function (GO): cysteine-type endopeptidase inhibitor activity
Source: RefSeq, a predicted model, not a curated record